AAUCAAAAGGUGCUUUAAAAGUUGCUGAGAUAAAUCGAAUUUUGAUCAUUGUUUAUAUUCAAUCUGUGCUAAAAACAUCUCUUAUUUUUUCUCUUAUGGUGCUUUACUUUGCUGCAACUUUAAGACCUUCACUGCCAGGAAGCCUAUACUUCUGUAUGUUUAUAAUAGCUGGCACCUAUUGGGCACUUUAUCGCCAACGAAAAAUGUACUAUUCUGUUAUAUUUAUGGUUGUGGCGCUUUUAGUACAUAUAACAUGCAUAUUUGCUUAUCAAUUGCCAAUUUUGCAAAGCUCAAUUAAUUGUGAUAAAUUUUGGACCAGGCUUAUGGGAAUGGAAAUUUUAUUUCGCCUUUUUAAAGAUAAUAAGAAUGGAAAAAUAAUGGAAUUAAAUGCUCAACUAAAUUUGGAUUCAUAUUUAAGCCCUAUUGCUUUAAUGUUGGCUUACUUUGCAACAACGCUAAGCCUUAUAAACCGUUCACAAUACGAGAUAACAUUCAACACGAUUCGAAUGAAUUUAGGACCCAAAACCAAUAAUAUAUAUUCUAAUAAACAACCUCCAAACGAGGAAAAUCAAGAAAUAUCGAUUGACAUGAAACCUUCAAUGCUUGAACAAUUCUUUUAUAUACUUUGUGAACUCACAUCAUUUGUUUACCAAAAUAGCUACAUAUUACUUAAUAUCAUAAUGAUGAGCUGCGGACUAAACCUGGAACAAAUUGGUUUUGUUCAUCCCCAAAAUAAGGACAGUCAGCCUUGGAUUCCUUUGACUGUGAAAACUGGAUUCCUACUUGUGUUUUGGGUAACUUCGCGGCAAUAUUUUAGAGAAAAAUCUCUGGCUCAGCAGAAAAGUGACUUACUGCAACAAAUCUUUGGAACUCAUCCCUCUCGCUCAAAAUAUCUACCUUAUGAAAAGUCCAAAACCCCCCAAAUCUGUAUAUAUAUCUUAAAAAGCGCAUCAAAUUUUAUAACGCGGAUAUGGAUGUGGUUGUUGAUAUUUUUAAUUUUCUUAUGUGCCAUGAUUGAUCGUACCAUGACUGGAUUUCGAAUAUGCUACAUGUCACUGUUUUUACUGUUUCUGAUGAUUUUCCAAAUGUCUUUACAGUUGUGGAUUAGGUUUCUUUACGGAUUCUGGAUGUUUUUAAUUUUUUAUGCAAUGACUAUACUAACAGCUAUUUAUACCUAUCAAUUCGAUAAUUUUGACUACUAUUGGGAGAAAUUCCUCAAAGUACAGCCAACACUGCAAUGCGAUAUAGGCUUAAGACGUUACCAGACAAAGGAACUGUUUUUACAUCUUCUUAUACCAACACUGACAGUUAUUUUUACUGUAGUUCAGCUCCAUUACUUUCACCGACGCUUUGUGGAGUCUGUGCGUCGUCCAAGAUCUACUGAAAGUCAAAAUUCCCAUUUGGCAUUUAAUGCAGAGACUCUCGCUUCACAAAAAACGCUGGAUAUACACAGACAGUCAUGGAAAGUAUUCUUCAAUGCCGGCUAUGAAAAUGUACGUGCAAAGGGACGCCAAUUGUUUAGUCCAGGGAAGCUAGUGGUUUGGAAAUUUUUGGAAAUGCAUAUGAUAAAGACAGUUACCGUGGCUUCUUUUUAUUCUGCAAUUUCCGAAGUUUGUUUUUUAAAUGUAUUUCUGAUGAUUUUGUCUUUGUUGGGCAUUUGUGGUAAUCGUUUUCUUAGGCGUAUUAUUUUUAGAACUGUAACAUUUUGGAUUUCAUUGUUGGUGCUUAUGAAAAUGAUCUAUCAAAUUAAGUACAUGGAUCAAAGCAAUUACAAUUUUAACUGCAGAAACGUCACAUUCAACUUUGCAGAUUGGAUGGGCUUGCGAAAAACUGGAACAGUGUUUGGUGUUCACCUGCGCUAUAUAUCACCGUAUAUUAUUUACAUGAUUCUGACGUCCUUGCAUGCAGUUGUAAAGCUUCGGAACCAUUUAAUAAGGUACUCGAUUAAUGAACAAAAGGACAGGAAACUCUUAUUUCCAGAUAUAACAAGACAGGAUGCGGAGCGCGAUUUUCCAGGGUUGUUAAAAUAUGUACUUAAUUAUGGCUUUUUUAAAUUUGGUUUCGAAAUUACUUUGAUUGGAUUGGUGUCAACAAUUGCUCACAGGCGAGAUCUUCUUGCCUUGACUUAUUUAAUAUGGCUAGUUCUUUUAUUGAGCCUUAGUCGGUUUCGUUGUGCACGUAUUUGGGAAAUUUUACAGAUUUAUUUUGUUUUAUCUAUUUUUGUUCAAUAUGUGUACCUCCUAACGUUUCCUCCCAACCUUUGCAAAGUAUAUUCGUAUAAGUCGCUUUGGGACACAUCGGAUUCUAAAAACUAUAAAAAUAGGUCAAAUAUUAUGUUUGACUAUAUAGUUCUCUUGCUAAUUUCACGGCAGCGAAAAUCGUUUAGGGUAGAGAUGAGGCAUAUAAAUGAUUUAUCUUACCGAGGUGGCGUUAAUACUAACGUUGUAAGCAAUAUAGCAAAGUUGGGUCAUGUGUAUUUUGAAAACCCAACUCACGACUUUUGUUCAUACGUACGUAACUAUGCGGAUGUUUUUAAAACUGCAAUAUUUUUCAGUUUCUUUUGGAUAACUCUCGCUAUUGUAUUUCUCGGCGGCGUUUGUAGUACGGACAUUCUUUCUUUAGGCUACAUUAUAUUUGCUUUGAUCUUUUUAUUGCAGGGCUCCGAAAUAUACCUGCAAAAUAUUCACUUUAUUAUUUGCCGUUGGAACUGUCUAAUUGCUUUUAAUAUUUUAAAUAUUAUGGUUAAAGUUGCUAUUAUUGUUCUUGAAGGUACAAUAGUAAUUGAAAAAAAAUCCAUAUUAAGUAUUGUUUUUAAUGUCAUGCAUCAAACGGCACCGUGUGAAAACGUUAAUGACAACAAAAUAUCUGAAAUUAAUGAGAUAACAAAGAAAAAUCUGAAGUACUGCUAUGGCCCAAGCAAUCUAAUUUUUAGGAAUACUUUAGUGUGGCAUGUGAUUAUUUUUUCUUUUGUUAUUUUUCAACAUCGAAUUUUUCGAUCAUAUUAUUUUUGUCACGUAAUUAUGGAUACGCAAGCUAAUACUAUUCUUGCUUCCAGAGGAGCUACCAUAAUUGAAAAUUUGCAUUACAAACAAAUUUAUGACCGUCGGAAAAAUGAAAAAAAUGUAUUGGAUAGCGUAAAAAUGAAGAUGGAACAAAUUCGAACGACCAAUCGAAGACAUCAUAAACAAAUGACUGGAUUGGAUUUUCAUCCCCUCCAUCAGCCUCCAAGGAACUCCAUUCAUGUGCACGGUAGGGAAAAAGAAAAUACGGUACUCAAAACUUUGGAUAAUGAGUUCUUACCCACUAUCAAACAAGCUGAAAGGGACACAUAUUUUAGUCGUUCCCUCAAACCGAGACACCGAAACCUAAGCCUUCACCCACAUGCAGUUCGCACUGGUGAUUAUUAUAUGUUUAAUGAAUUUGACGACGAAGAUGAUUUGGAUGUGUAUGAAGAAUAUGAUUUCUUGGAAAUAGAAGACUUACGCGCUCGACAAAUACGUCAGUCUUUCAGGUCCAGGGCAAGCAAUUAUAAUAAAAGCAAAUCGUUCCUAUGUCACGAAAAUUCUGACUAUAAUAAUAAACUACUUGAAACUCAUCCGGUAAUAACACUCACUUCAGAACUUAUUAUUUUACUCACUUUCAAAUUAAAUCGUCUAUCAAAAAAUUUUCGAUUUGUACAUAAGAUGCUCUCUGCUGAGAAAAAAAAACUACAGGAAAUUAAUAUUAUGAAACGGCUGGGAUUGUCAAAUACUGCAGCUAUGUUCAAAUUUUUAAAUAAAUCUUUAAAUAAUCAAUUAUCAAGAGAGGCUAUUUCGGAUUUGGUCUCACAAGGCGAUGAUUUUACUACUUUUGACCAUAAUGACUUUGUUCAAAUGUUAAUUGCUUUAUGGUAUGCACUUAUUGCCAAUACUGAGGCAAUAUGCUACUUGGUGGUGUUUCUGAAUCAAGCUGCUAAUUCAUCUAUGAUUUCAUUGCCAAUGCCUUUUUUAGUUCUGUGUUGGGGUGCUUUAACAUUGCCCCGGCCAACUAAAACUUUUUGGGUUACUUUGAUUACAUAUAAUUUGACGAUGAUAUUUUUAAAGUCUAUUAUGCAUCAGAGAGUAUUACUUGACCAGCAGCUUUUUAACAGAUCAAAUUCAUUGAGCUUUGAACUAAUUAUGAAGCGUGGGAGAGCUGUUUACGAUCUUUUUUUACUUGUUGUAUUAUUUUGGCACCAGUAUAUGCUAAAGAAGCAAGGCAUUUGGACAAUUCAACGUACAAACUCGGAGUUAUUAUUACUGGAAAAACACCCGAGCCACUAUAAUCGCAGCUUUAGCAAGGAGAGACCUGAGAAUAUACGAAAACUCUUAAGGGAAGAGGGGGGUGACGAGCCAAAAAAAGGAAUGCGUUCUGACACAAUUGACUUCGAGAGAGACAUGGAUGAUUUACUUCUACCAGUUUUGGAAAACAAAUAUGUGUAUCAAAAUAUUGAAUCCGAAUAUUAUCGCAAAACAAUGCAAGGAUUAGCGCAUAAAGGUGGCUUAUUAUCCGGAUUCCAUAAAUUUUUUUUAGCGCUGCGACAUAAGUCACGAUUGUCUACUGAUGUUUACACGUUAUUAUUUCUCUGUGAUUUUAUAAGCUUUUUCAUUUUACUGUUUGGAUUUCCUAAAUUUGUGUAUCGUUAUAAAUAUAGCACUAGUGUACUGGAGACGUAUAUUCAAGGAAACAAAGUUCCAUUUACAUUUCUUUUGAUGUUGAUCGUGCAGUUUAUUGCAAUUGUAACGGAACGCGCCAUUUAUCUACGAAAAGCACUUAUAUAUAAAAUAGUUUUUCACUUUAUCUCAGUUGUGGGAAUUCACUUUUGGAUGUUCUUCUUGGUACCUUAUAUAACAGCACACAGUUUUGGUGAAACUGCCCCAGUUUUAUUUUAUUUAAUAAAAUGCCUUCAUAUGUUACUCUCUGCAUACCAAAUAAGAUGCGGUUACCCAAAACGAAUUUUGGGUAAUGUAUUUACAAAAGGAUAUUCAUUGGUGAACUAUAUAGCAUUUAAAAUUUACAUGGAAAUUCCAUUUUUGUAUAUUCUGCGAACCAUGUUAGACUGGGUAUGCAUAGACACAACUCUUACAGUAAUGGAAUGGAUAAAAAUGGAAGACAUUUUCCAGUCGGUAUUUAUUGUACGCUGCUAUAGGCAAAUGGAUACAGAUUUUCCCGUUCUAAGAGGAGAACCGAAAGCUUUGUAUUCUAAACUCCUAAUUGGCGGAACAAUUAUAUUAAUUCUCAUUGCCCUGAUAUGGAGUCCACUGUUCCUAUUUGCACUUGUUGGAACUGUUGGUAAGCCUAAUAUACCACGAAAGGCUGAUAUAGCACUAAAAAUAAAUCAUUAUGAACCAAUAUAUGUAUCUCAAAGCAAAUCAGACAUUCUUCAAUUUUCAAACACAGAUUUUCAAAAGUUAACUAAUCGUAUAAUUUUAAACAACUAUGCAUCGGAUUCUAUGAUGCUUUAUGACGCUGUUGAUGUUACCGCUAUUAAGUUUUAUGAAAACUCCAUAUCCCUAUGGAAUAUGCCGCCACCUGAUAAAGAUCGUUUAUUACAUGAUUUGAAAAAUGGUGCAACAUUGGAAAUACAUUUAACUCUUACCUUAAAAUGUAAUCUGACACCAGAAGCUGUAAUCUAUGAAACUAAUUAUACACUAACGGAGAACAAAAUACAUACAAGGGAUAAGCUAAUUAGACUUAUGUCUGCCGAUUUUUCCAAUGAGAAAGUUAUUGUACCAAACAUUUUACCUAAGUUUCUCACUGUGCAAAGACAACAAGCUAAUGCAAAAUUUAUUAAGGACUAUGAUGGUAAAUUUAACCGUCCAAUAAUACUGAAAAAAAAAGAAGCAAAUCAAGUGAACUGGUGGGAAAUGAAUGAUUAUUGCGACGACAGAUUUUAUACGGAUAUUUUGUCGGCAUUACCAUUGAGUAACUGCGAAAAUGGAGUCGUCCUGUACGUGUUUAAUGAUAAAUCGUUUCCGUCUGCUAUGAGUUUUUUAGAAAAAACUGGGAUUAUUGGACUAUAUACAACAUUUGUUUAUUUAGUCUCCAGAAUUAUCCGAUCUAUAAUAUCAAAUAAGCACAGGCGAAUUAUGUUUGAAGAUUUGCCAUAUGUUGAUCGAGUCCUAAAGUUGUGCACAGAUAUAUAUUUAGUUCGUGAAACACAGGAAUAUCGGCUUGAGGAGGAUUUGUAUGGAAAGCUUAUAUUUUUAUAUCGAUCUCCAGAAACACUAAUAAAAUGGACGCGAUUUAAAGAAGAUAUUUCAGAUGCUGGUUCUAGUUCACAGCUAAGUAUUCAACGAACUUAAUCUGUAA
This is a messenger RNA of Drosophila teissieri, 6330 nucleotides long. RefSeq names its product piezo-type mechanosensitive ion channel component. NCBI's taxonomy places the organism in Eukaryota, Metazoa, Arthropoda, Insecta, Diptera, Drosophilidae. The transcript is spliced from 20 exons. Bases 96 to 6323 code for a protein of 2075 amino acids. The record is from RefSeq and is a predicted model, not a curated record. Gene Ontology annotation, cellular component: plasma membrane. Gene Ontology annotation, biological process: detection of mechanical stimulus; regulation of membrane potential; cellular response to mechanical stimulus. Gene Ontology annotation, molecular function: mechanosensitive monoatomic ion channel activity; monoatomic cation channel activity.